AUGGAAUCGCAGCCAGAUAUGAAUAGUCACCAGGAAGACUUCCUGGAAGCAGCUGAAGCUCUUCUAGAAAGAGAAGCUCGCCCUAACGUACGGGCAACUCGGACGGCAACCUCCCGAAGUGUGUUGAUGAGACUGUAUGUCUCUCACUUCUUGUCGACAUGGAACUCACGCAUGUUUGAAUUCGGCGCUGUCUUGUUCCUUGCUUCUAUCUUUCAGGGGACUCUGUUGUACGCCUCGAUCUACGCGUUGGUACGUUCUGCGUCGGCGGUGGUUCUAUCUUCCUGGUUAGGAUCCAAGAUGGAUCGGUCGAACCGUCUGGUAGCCACCCGUCACUCCAUCGUCUGGCAGAGAGUACCUGUUGCAGUGUCCUGCGCAUGCUUUGUGGCCCUUCUGAUGCCUUCAUAUCGAGAAUCUGAGCCUAUUGUCUCGGGCUUAUUUCUUGCGGUUGUUCUGCUCGCUUGCAUGGAGAAACUGGCAGCAACAGCAAAUACUGUGGCUGUCGAAAGAGACUGGGUCAUCAUUGUUGCAGACACUUUAGCAAUCGGGAGGCAAGAUCUGAAUGCAUCGAUGAGACGGAUAGAUCUAUUCUGCAAGCUUGUGGCCCCUGUGGUGAUCUCGCUCGUCGAUGGCUUGUCUACAAAGGUCGCGGUCUGGACGGUCUUGGAAGUGAAUGUUCUUUGUGUCUUUAUUGAAUACAUUGCCAUUGCUCAGGUGUACAAGGCGAUACCGGAACUCGUGCGGACAGUUUCAGUCCCGACAGAUGAUGGGAGCGGAGCUGUCGAGGAUGCACCCGAACGUCCCACGGCGAACCAACAGAGUAUGAUUAAAAGUGCAAUUCACCUUGUCAAACGGGCUGCUUCGCCCUGGCGAGAGUACGUGGCUAGUCCAGUCUUCCUGGCGUCCUUCGCCUUGAGCCUGCUCUAUUUAACUGUUCUCUCCUUUGGCACCACCAUGGUCACAUAUCUCUUGCACACGGGAUUCGAUCCUCUGCAGCUUGGCUGUUUGGCCACUGCAGCAGUGGCUUUUGCCUUAUACGACUCGAACUCUCGGCUGGUAGCAGUGAGUCUCAUCCUGGGAGUUGCUUUGAGUCGGAUUGGCCUUUGGGGUUUUGAUUUGUCGGUUCAAUUUCUCGUCCAAGAGGGUGUUGAAGAAGAUGCCCGGGGGCGAUUCUCCUCAACCGAAAUGGGCGUGCAGAACGUCUUUGAGAUGCUGUCGUUUGCAACCACAGUAGUCUUUCCUCUCCCUGAGCAAUUCAAGUAUCCCGUCUUUAUCAGUUACGGGGCGAUUGUGCUGGCAGCCAUAUGCUUUGCGGCAUACGUGAGAAAAGAGCGAGGACAUUUGCUGCACAUAUCCAAGUGUUGGGGUGGUGAUAAAAUGCGAAGGUCGUACCAGGCACUUCCUGGAGGCUUAUGA
Messenger RNA from Aspergillus fischeri NRRL 181, 1413 nucleotides. Its product is annotated as putative iron-regulated transporter. Gene Ontology annotation, molecular function: iron ion transmembrane transporter activity. Bases 1 to 1413 code for a protein of 470 amino acids. Gene Ontology annotation, biological process: iron ion transmembrane transport. The record is from RefSeq and is a predicted model, not a curated record. NCBI's taxonomy places the organism in Eukaryota, Fungi, Ascomycota, Eurotiomycetes, Eurotiales, Aspergillaceae. The transcript has 7 exons. Gene Ontology annotation, cellular component: membrane.